Molecule: messenger RNA, 1554 nt
Organism: Fusarium venenatum
Lineage: Eukaryota; Fungi; Ascomycota; Sordariomycetes; Hypocreales; Nectriaceae
Source: RefSeq, a predicted model, not a curated record
AUGUCUUCUGCAAUUCCAGACCUCCCUACGGAGCCAACCAAAGGUGAUGGCCGCGGCACAUUUCUCUUAGCUAUAUGUUGCUUUGUUGCUACGGCCAAUUCGGCCACAAUUGGAUAUGAUUCCUCCAUGAUGAACGGCCUGCAAAUAUUGCCCUCAUAUAUUGAGUACUUCAAUCUAAACACUCAUCUCAUUGCCCUCAAUGUCGCCAUCGUCUUUGCAGGUUCUGUACUUGCCAUGCCUUUCGCCGGCCCCAUCAGCGACAAAUACGGCCGAAAAUGGGGUAUGGCAAUUACUUCGAUCAUCGCCAUAGUUGGCGCAGUGAUUCAGAGCGCAGCUGUACAGGAGGCCAUGUUUUGCAUUGGUAGACUGCUUGUGGGGUUUUCUGUCACCACUGGUGCCACGGCAGCUCCAGCAUAUAUCUCUGAGGUUGCUCAUCCUAAGCAUCGUACUAUGCUUACUGGUCUAUACGGUACCUCUUGGUAUGUCGGUAGCUUGAUGGCCGCUGGAAUUACAUACGGAAGUCAGUUCAUUGACUCAACCUGGUCUUGGCGAGUUCCAUCUCUGCUGCAAUUAAUCCCCUCUAUCUGCUGCAUCCUCCCUCUGCCUUUUCUGCCAGAGAGCCCAAGAUGGCUAGUCUAUCAAGACCGCCAUGAGGAAGCACGCGAUAUUCUUGUCAAGUAUCACGGUGAUGGCGAUACAAGGUCACCUGUUGUUCUUAUUGAGUAUGAUGAGAUCUGCCAAACCCUUCAAUAUGAGAAGACAGUACAAAAGACAGACUUUGCCGCACUCUACAAAACCCGCCUUACAACGUUCUUGAGCACAUUUCCUGUGUUUAACGUUCUAACGUGUAUCUUCCUCACAGUCUUCUGCCAAGUAAGCGGUAACAAUAUUGUUUCAUAUUAUCUUGGUGAUGUCCUCACGUCAAUUGGUAUCAAAGAGACACAAACCCAAUUAGGAAUCAACAUUGGUUUGAGCGCCUUCAAUCUGUUUUGUGCAGGUGCUGGUGCAAUCUUGGCUGAUCCAAUCGGACGGCGUAAGAGUUUCCUUGGCUCAACGACCAUCAUCUCAUUCAUGCUUAUCAUCAUCGCUGUUCUCACAAAACUAUACGGUAACAGCCCCACCACGUCAACAUCAGCAGCUCAGGUUGCUCUAAUUUUCCUCUUCUACGGCACAUACUCUUUUGUGUGGACCCCUCUAGCGACCUUGUAUCCAGUUGAAGUACUUUCUUACUCUAUGCGAGGUAAUGGUCUGGGCUUCUACAGCGGAGUCGUCUACGCUACCGCAUUCCUCAACACUUUUGCUAUUCCAUAUGCUAUGGAAUGGUCUAGUUGGGGUUUCUAUCUUAUCACCGCCAUGUGGAACUUGGCGUUUGAGUUGCCCAUCAUGUACUUCUACUUCCCGUCCACUGAGAGGAAGACACUGGAGGAGAUCGACAUCAUUUUCGAGGGCAUCAAACAUUCUAACAUAGAUAUCUCUGUGCAUGAUGUCAUGCGCAGGGGUGUUCUAGUGCCAGGUGACAAGAUCACCACCGUGGAACAGGAAGAAAGGGAUUAG